AUGUUUGUUGUAUUAUUUUCUAGUUUCUUGGAAAAAGACAAAGAUCAGGGAUUUACCAAAAAAUACAAAGCUCGAUUUCGAAAUAUCGGAAGUUGGCAAUUUCUUUUGAUUCAUGAAAUAUUUGUUCUUUCCGAGAAACGUGGAAUUUAUAAUUUAUCUAGCCGUAGUUCUGCGAAUUGUUUAAAAUUCUCAAAUACAGCGGAUAAAGAGUAUGCCCUUUAUGAAUUUUUAUUAUAUUUUUAUGCACUUGAAAAGUUCUUUUUUGCGGAAUAUUUGAUCUUAGAUUGUUUUCUGAAGUUGGUAAAAACUUACCAAAAAAUAUUUCCAUUUGAAAAUCCUAAAACUGAUCAAAAUAACUCUUCAAGCUACCAAAAAAUAUGUGCAUAGUCUUCUUCAGCAAAGUACCUCAAGAUUUUUUCCAAAAAAAAAACAACUCUCAACCCUCUAAUUCCUCAAUCCGCUUUUCCCUCACUCAAAAAUUCUGAUCAGAGCUCGCAAAUAAAUUCAUUGACCUCAUUCAAAAAAUUUCAGCUGCCAACUCUCAUUCGUAAAUUUUUGAUCCUGAAAAAUCUGAUUUCAGUGCUACUUUCAGAGAAUUUUUUUUUCUUAAAAACUUUUUCUGACAGACUUGUGUAAUUUUUCACUCUAGAUUUAUGAUUUUCCUAAUUUCUUUGAUCUUUGAAAUUUUAGAGAAAUGUAAGACUUCUCUUUUUUGAAAAUGUUCUAGUUGUAUAAUUUUUCGCCCUCUCAUUAAAAUCCCGUAAGGUGAAAUUUAUUUAGAAAUGUUCAUUUCUCCCGGUCACGUGAAAUUCUGAUAAAUAUAUAUUUAUCAAAAAUGCUUCAUUUCUUACCUACACGUGUGGUGUAGGCGGGGAGAGCGAUGCCUUCCAAUCAGGCAACCCUCCUUCUUUUGUGGGUUCGAGCCCCACUCGGAAAAAAUUUUUCCCUAUAUCGAGUAAUGCAGAUUUUCGGAAAUUUUGUUCCUUUCUACCCAAAAUUGCGAAAAUUCGACAUUCCAACGCGGCAAAAAAGAAAAAGAAGGUGGAGAAGAACAACCUUAAUAAAAAGAGAAAAUCGAGAAAAUAUCAUGCGUGACCCAUGAAUGAAAAAGGCUGAUUCUUCAGAUACUAUUGGCAUUGUUCAAGAAUUCCAAAUUCCUAACGGGCCAAGGAUAUUAUUCAAGUAUUCAAGACGAAAAAAAGAUUGUAUAAGUUUUUUUUGAAAAAUUUAUCGAUGACUUGAUCCAUGGCAAAAUUAGGAAGCCUUCCUGAUUUUGCCACGAAUCAUUUUUUGAUCAAAAAAUUUGAAAUUUUCUAUAAAUUUGAUUGUAAUUCGUGUGUUUUAACUCUUACGAGUACACUUAAUUCGAAAAAAUAAUUGAAGAAGUUUUUUUUUGAAAAAUUUGUUGAUGACGUCAUCCAUGGCAAAAUUAGGAAGCCUUCCUGAUUUUGCCACGAAUCAUUUUUUGAUCAAAAAAUUUGAAAUUUGAUUGUAAGUCAAUGUUCUGUGGACAAUAAUCACAGAAAAAAGUGAAACUGAAAUAAAUGAGAAGAUUGUUACGCCUGGGGGCUAACAGCCCCUAGUCAAGCUAACAAGAAAUUAUUCAAUACCAUAGAAAAUCAAGAAAAAAGUCUUUCGCUCAUGGGACACAUUCAAAUAUAAUUCGAUUAUUGUUUUUGUAGAAGAAAUAAUUUUAAACGGAACGAUUUUGAUCUUAUAUUUAAAAUAAUAUUCAAUAACUAAAGUUCUGUUCAGAACUCGCAGAUCAUUUUUUCAUUGACCUCAUUCGAAUUUCACCUGCCUUCAACCUCCCUCACUAAUUUAUUUAUUUACAAUAUUUUUCUAGCAAACUGACGUCAACCGACGAUUCGGCUCGGGUUGGCGCUCGACAACGUAAUCGUUCGCUCAAAAAAUCACCAGCCGUCCAGGAUGAUGAUCCAACAUCCUCAACCGCCUCCGCUUCAUUAUCCAAUCAUCAUCUUUUGCCACACGCUCAAGAACCAAGAAGAGCAUCGAGUUUUGAUGUGGCGGCGAGCUCGUCGAAAAUGACUACGAGUAGGUUUUUUUCUUAAAUUUUUCUGUGAAAAAUCUCUCUACAUGUUCUAACCAUCAAAACAACUAAAAAAGAAAAACUAACAAUUUCAGCGACCCUACGUCCUGGAUCUUUCGAUGCUGGAAGAUCAGCGUUUUCACCAGUUGAAGUGCCAAGAUUAUUGAUUCAAUCCCCAUUGUCUCCACUUCAGGUAUAAUUAUAUACAUUUUCCCCCAAAUCUUACAAAAUGUAUCCUUUUUUAACACAAGUAUUAAUUUGUAGCUUGAACCGCCACCAGCAACUGAUAGUCGUCUUCUGACUGUGCCGUCUCCAGAUUUCCGAAAAAGUCCUGUUGAUAACAAUCGGUCCUAUGCAUGUAUGUCAUUAAAAUUUUGUCGGAACUCGCGGUUCAAAAAUUUAGAAUAUUCCGCGCAAACCUAUAAAUUCCCUUCUCCUCCCAACACUAUUUUUUGCAGGCGACUCUCCAGGAAAAGCUCAAGAUCUACUCAAUCCUCUCACUUUCGGGCCAAAUCUACUUACUCAAUUAUCAGCUGCAAUGUCGCGUCCUUUGGGAAUGCCAAGUCCACUUUUAGAAGAGUUCAAAGUCACUAUGGGAAAUGUCACAAUUCCCAAACUCGAACAAAUGGAUUGUUCUGGAUCUUUUGAAACUGUUGGUUCUGGCGGUUCUUUUGAUCUCACAGCAAUGUCUGCUCAUUCUUCUUUCGAUCAUGGUCAAAACCAAAUUUCUCAAGCAACCGCAGAACUUCUUGCGCAAAUGCCACCUAAAUCGAUAAUCCAAGAUGAUAUUCGAAAUGGAAAUGGUCGAUUCACUCUGGUUAGGAAACGAGGAAGAUCCGAAGUUUGGAAUUUAUUUGGACAAGUUCUUGACACUCUCACAAAUGUUAGGCUACCGUAUGUGGCUUGUUAUGCUUGUAAGGUUUUGUAUACUGAUACUGGUGGCGGUACUGGAAAUAUGACAAGACAUCGAUGUCCGAUUGGAGCAAGUUAUCGAUCGAGUACACAUGGAUCAUCGACAGAAACGGUUGAAGCUGGAGGGACUAAUUCAUUUGAUUCAACAAAUUCAACAAAUGUAAAUAUGCUUUCGAACACAAAUGGAAAUACAAGUCGACCAGAAAUUAGACCACAUUUGGGAUUAACUAUUAAUGAUAUCGGAGGAUCAAAUUUGGUAUCUCAACAUUCCGGCGAGAUUUCGAUUGGUGACGUUGAUCGUGAAGUUUUGACUGAUGCAAUGGUCAAAUGCUGUGCUCUCGAUCUUAUUGAUCCUGUUAUUUUUAGUGGAAAAGGAUUCAAAAGUUUAUUGCGAAGAAUUUGUAAUAUCUCAAAACGUGUCAGUCCAUCGCCAAUUGACUCAUUUCCUGAUGUCAAUACAAUUCGAUCUGCUAUGCAAACCAAUUUGCGAUUCUGCACAGAUGAUCUGAAAAACGAGCUGUCAAUGACUUCUCAGGGUGUGAGACUGAUUAUUGAGACAUUGACAUAUUGUGGAAAAGAUUAUCGAGUUAUUCAUGGGUCGAGAAUUAGUCCAGAUUGGAAGUGGAGAAGCAAUAUUUUAGGGUAAGUUUCGAGAAAAUAAAAAAAACAUUUUUAUUUUGGAACUCAACGAAUUUUUUUGCAGUGUCUUCAAAUCUCGUGAAAACGAAUCGAUCAGUGAAAUGAUUAACAUUGUGAUUCGAAACUAUGAACUUGACAGAAAUUUAUUGCGAGUAACAACACCUUCAGCAGUUCACGAUAUUCCAAGUUCCACCAAAACAUUUAUUGAUAUAAUUCCAAAACUCAAAGAUAUAUUACUAGCAAUCUUAUUUUCAUGCACAAUUCCUGUUAUGAGUAUGCUGACAUCAAUUGAGCAAAUCACAAAAUCAAUGGUUGAACUUGAUAUUCGUCUUCCAUUUAAUGUUGAGACAAUGAGAAAUGAUAUUUUUCAAACACAUCAUUUAUUGAGUGAAUGGAAUGAUCGUUGGCAGCAAAUGGAACAUCUUAUAACUUCAAAAUGUUCUCAUCUUCUACCAACUUUCCGAACUAUUGGACCUUGUUAUAUGAGAGAUAUUGAAACAUUUAUUCUACCAUUUCGUGAAACAAUUGAAUCACUCAUGUCUGAACAACCAAAUUUCCAUAAAGUUCUACCGGAAUGGCAAGCAUUGAUGCAUGAAUGUCAAGUAUCUGAUGAUGAACCUUCGCCACUUUUGAGAGAAUUGAAGCAAAAGGCUACAGAGUUAUUAAAGUUUGAGCAAGACAAGGUUAUAACAGAUGAACAUCAUAUUGCUACAAUGUUGAAUCCAAAACUUAACAAAAAAUUGGAUUUGGUUCUAACUUCGAAUGAACAAAAACGAGCGUCUGAAAGGAUUCGAUCGAUUUGUGGAAUUCGGAAUCCAAGACUGCCAUUGAGUCGAGGAAGUUCGACUGAUGGAGAACCAUUCAGGUUUGUGUUUAAAAAUAAUGUUAUCGCAAUUCAACUUAUUUUAAUUUUUCCAGAAAACGAAAAAUGUUUUUAUCAUCCCUUGAAGAUGAUCCAAUUGGAGAUGAACUCGAAUGUUAUCUCAAUUCACAAUAUCCACCACAACAAAUCAAGUGAGAAACAAUAAAACUCCUGAACAUUUCCAAAAUCAAUUUUUUUUCAGAGAUAUCAUAAGUUUCUGGAGUUCAAUUGGACAGACGCAAUUCCCAGCCCUUGCUUCACUUGCUCGACGAACUUUGAGCAUUCCAGCAACCGCACCAAAGACAACUUUUGAUCCUCGUUGCGCAUCAGUUGCACCAGAUCAACUUCACACUUUUCUUAUGCUUCGAUCGAUGUUUGAUUCGGAAAAAGAUGAUGAAGUUUGA
Caenorhabditis angaria is the source of this 4867-nucleotide messenger RNA. NCBI's taxonomy places the organism in Eukaryota, Metazoa, Nematoda, Chromadorea, Rhabditida, Rhabditidae. The record is from the annotation of a GenBank genome assembly.